This is a messenger RNA of Medioppia subpectinata, 540 nucleotides long. Lineage: Eukaryota; Metazoa; Arthropoda; Arachnida; Sarcoptiformes; Oppiidae. The record is from the annotation of a GenBank genome assembly.
AUGAAUGAUUUGGUGAAACUGUUGGCGGCGCAAUGGAGAGACAGUGCGCGGCAGUACUGGUGGACAAGCGGUCUCAGCGAUGGUAAGCCCAGCGAAGAGCGUCUGUACGCCGACAUCGACGCCGCCCUCUCGACGGUCAUGUAUUUGUAUGACAUUCAGCCCAAAGACAUUGUGCUCUUUGGCGAGAGUAUCGGUUCCGCGCCGACCAUCGAUCUGUCCACUCGACUCCAGUUUAAGGGCGUUAUACUCGAGUCGCCAAUCAUUUCAGGUCUGCGAACAAUGUUUGGCGAUUACGCCACCAGAUUGUGGUCAUUCGAUCCGUUCCCGAACCUUAAGAAAGCCAACAAAAUUCAGUGCAAAGUUCUUAUAUUUCACGGAACCAGAGAUGAAUUGGUGGACAUUGAAGACGCGAUACUACUCUACAACCGAUGCCCGCAUAAAGUGGACCCGUUUUGGGCCGCAGAUAUGGGACACAAUGAAGUCAAACUGCAUCCACAAUAUUAUAGUAGAAUUAAUACAUUUAUAAAUGAAUUAAAAUGA